AUGAGUGGUAAGGUGCUUGCAAUUUUGUUGUGGAAGCACCUUAUUGUCAGGAAAAGAAAGUAUAUUCGUACACCGAUUGAGUUCUUGGCACCUAUCCUCAUUAUCAUACUAAUAUUCGUCUUUAGGCAUGAUAUCAAUCCAAUACCAAGACAUCAACAUUAUACAGAGCUUAAUGAUGUGGAUGAAACCCAACCUUUUACUUGGAAAGAUGUUGGAAAUCCAUCUAUAGUCCUAUACACCCCAGAGACUCCUAAGACUCUGGAACUGAUGAAAUUGGUGAAUGAAAAAUUCAGUAACAACAGCAGAAGACUAACAACGUUUCUGCCAUUUGAUGAUCUAUCUACUGUUUUCAACAUCACAAAAAAUUUGCAAUAUGAUGAAGCUAUUGUCAUCUUCCAGAACGUCUCGGGAGAUACAUGGCCGGAAACUCUGAACUACACCAUUCGUAUGAAGAACGACUUUCUGACGGCAAUCCACACAUCACUCGACAACAAUCCCAGUCCACACCGCAGCUUCGGUGAAAUCUAUGGGAAAUUCAUGGCGUUACAAUGGGCGAUCGACACCAGUUAUUUGGAACUGCUCACUGGAAAGGAAGUAAAACUGAAUGUGACCCUUCAAGAGUUUCCUUACGUGAAGCAUCGAGGCUCUUCGAACUCGUCAAUGAUAGCAGACUGGAUGAGGACGGUCUGCUGGUUGUCAAUGCUGCUACCGUUCAUGUUCCUCAUGACGAGGCUAUUAGAGGAACGAGCGACGGGUAUACAGGAGCUGAUGAAGAUGAUGGGAGUGCAAACGGAGAUGUUAUCUUUGGCACACGUAAUAAACGCGUUGGCUCCUGGUUUAGUGUUCGCGGCGGUGACGGCCAUACUGCUCACCGUCGGCGACAAUCCACUACUCGUAUACGCCAGCGGAUUCAUAAUAUUUGUCACUCUAAUGUUCUACUAUUUCACCGUCAUCUCUCUGGCGUUCGCUACCAGUUAUCUCACUAAGAGCACUCAGUACGCGGUGUCGCUGUCCGUGCUGGCGUACGUGGUGCUGUGGAUCCCCGCGAUGCAGGUGCCCCAGCACGAGGUCGCCCCCCCCUCGCUGGUGGCGCUGGCGGGGCUGCUGCCGCACAUGCCGCUCACAUGGCUCUGGACAGAGGUGGCCCAGCUGGAGAAAUACGGACAAGCUCUCUCUUUCGGCACAAUGUUCACCUCCCAUUCGACCCAAUCUGGAUCGGUGUUCGCGGCCAUCGUUUUAAUGUUAUGCCAGACAAUCUUCUUCUUUCUGCUCUCCUGGUACCUGGAUCACGUAUACCCUGGCCAAUAUGGUCAAUCGCUGCCGUGGAACUUCAUAUGCCAGAAACAGUAUUGGCGUAAAAACGACGUGACCCCCGACGAACUUCUAGAAGAAUUGGAAGAGGUCGCGGAACAAGACCAACGUUACUUCGAACCCGAGCCCAUCGGACAAGAAGUUGGAAUUAAAAUCAUGAACGUCUCCAAGGUAUUCCCAAAACAUCGUGCAUUACACAAUGUGUCUCUAGAGGUGCACAAAGGUGAGAUCACUGUGUUACUGGGACACAACGGGGCUGGGAAGACCACGCUCAUGAAUAUUAUUACAGGCAUGUUGAGUGCUACCCAAGGGAAGGUGUUUGUGAACGGCGCGGAUGUGACGUCACAGCGGAGCACCGUCCGUCAACAUCUGGGCCUCUGUCCGCAACACAACCUGUUCUUCCCCGACCUCACCGUGCUGGAACACGUCAUGUUCUUUACACUGCUGAAAGGCGGUACGUUUGCGAAAACACGAAUAUCCUCCGAGAGUCUUCUCGACAAACUGGGCAUUCUCGAUAAGAAGAAUAGCAUGAGCUCCGAACUGUCCGGCGGUAUGAAACGAAGACUUCAGUUGGCCUGUGCUUUAGCUGGUAGUGCUGACGUGCUCAUAUUGGACGAACCCACCUCAGGACUGGACGUAGAGACGAGGCGAGAGUUGUGGGAUCUACUACUGGCUCUGCGUGGCACUCGUACUGUGUUACUAUCUACCCACUUCAUGGAGGAAGCGGACGCGUUAGGCGACCGCGUGGCCGCGUUACAUUCCGGCAGAUUACGAUGCUUCGCCACACCCCUGUAUCUCAAGAAAGCCAUAGGUACCGGGUACCGUCUGACGUUCACUACGAUCGGGACGCCGAAACAGGAGGCGAUCACUCGUGCGGUGACGUCACACGUGCCCGACGCCAACCUCAAGGAGGCCACCAUCAACUCCAUAUCGUACAACCUGCCCGCCGCCAGCUCGGACAAGUUCCCGCAGCUGUUCACGGGACUGGAGAACCAACGGUCCGAAUUGGGUAUUGACUCUAUCGGGGUGGGCGCGUCUACGCUUGAAGAGGUCUUCUUAAGAUUAUGCAGUGAUGUCGACACGACAUUAACCCAGGACGAUGUUGACGGUGUCGGCAGUGAAUCUGAAAGGACUGUUAAGCGCGUGACCGGCUUCCUUCUGUAUCUCCGUCAGUUCAAAGUGCUAUUCAAGAGGCAACUGAAUUAUGUGAUCUACAAGAAAAUGUGGUUCCUCAUACUGCAAGUGAUACUCCCGCUUCUGAUGAUAGUGGCGUUUACAUUGAGCUCUAAUUCCGAAAAAGAAUUAUUGAUGGACAAACUGUUACCUUUGAACCUGGACGUGUACCGGAACACUGGCGAUCGGCGAGUACUGUACAGUAUACACGACGCCCCGCUCAGACCACUCACCGACAGAUACCCGGACGUACUGUUCCAGAAUACAAGCGAUGUGGCAGAAGGUAUUUAUAUAAUAUAA
Messenger RNA from Diatraea saccharalis (sugarcane borer), 2784 nucleotides. Lineage: Eukaryota; Metazoa; Arthropoda; Insecta; Lepidoptera; Crambidae. The record is from the annotation of a GenBank genome assembly.